ACACGAUGAGCAGAAACUAAGUUUUAUGUGAUAGACCAACACAAAGCGAUGCAUAAAUUUGGAGAUGGGUGGAAAAGGAUGGAUGGUUUUUAUUUUAGUUCUACAAACUUUGCUCAUCUAGAGACUGAAAUUUUGGCUCAAUUUUUAUUUUUUUUCUUAAGCUCAGUCAGAAUAGAUGGGAUCUGUAAACAUAAAGUCUCAGCACAAAUUCUUGAAUGUAUUUAGAUGUUGAUUCAAACCAUUUCAUUGUAGCUCUGCCUGUAUUUAGUGUCAUUCUGCUGAAAACUUCCAGUAUUUACCUCCAUCCAUGUUCCCAUCUGCUCUGACUAGCUUCUCCAUCUCUGCUGAGGAAACAUCCCUCAGCAUGAUGCUGCUACCAUCAUGUUUCACCAUGGGGAGGGUGUGUUUUCCGCCACAUUCAGCUUUUUACAUUCACAAGUAUCCACUGCUUUGUGGUUAUGAAUACUCUCAAGAUACUGUUCCUGUGUACUUAGCAGUAUUUGAGUAUAUAUUUACCAGAUUUCUGCAUGGGUAUGUGUCUUUUGUGUUAAAAAAACGCAAACUUCAGCAGACAAACAAGGCAUUACAGCUUUGUGCAAGAAUGCUGUAUGUUAAGCACAUUAAGUAGUGAACAUGCUGAGACUAGUGGGAAGUUUUGAUAGAUAUCCUGUUGCAGAGCUGCUAGAAAAGCAGCUGUCCUUUAAACUCAAAUAACCACUUUUAAGAACUACCCGUGUUUUAAAAACCUGAAAAACAUCUUUCUAAAUAUAUGUUUAUGGCUGUGAUCUGUGGUUCCUUUUACAGCUUUUUUUUUUUCUGCUGAGGCACUCUUUCAGUAGGCAACAUUUUCUCCAUGGUUGUAGUUGGUCCCAGCAGGUGAUGGUUUCCUUCCAGACCUAAUGGGGAGUUUCCAUUUGAAGUCUUGUUCUUAAUGGCCUCAGUCCAGAGGCUUUUUAUUCCUAAUUGGUGCCCAAGGGCUUCACUUUAAACAAUAUUUUUUUUUAAAAGAGAAGGAGGAGACAAGAUUUUGGUUUGGAAGUUGGGGGAAAUCCAAUUGGACAGAGGAUUAAGUUACUGGAGGACAGAGAGGUUUGAUAUUUAGCCCACUCAGUCCUGUUGGUCCAGUGAAGACAGCCUCCUUGGCCUGUUUUCUGGGCUGCAGUUUCAAUAUGGUGUCUUCAUCGUGUUUGCUGGGGCCGCUAUGCUGUCUCUUUUUCCUCUCAGGCCUGUUGGAUGCCAAAUCUUUGCUCAGUGCCAUCAAACAGGAAGAGAUGGUGCCUUUGAGCGAUGUGAGCAUCCACUCGGAGAAAGCCAACGACUUCCUGUCUCACUCGAGGCCGAAGCGUAAUGCGGACCCCAGGUGGUACAGAAGAAACCCGGACUUUCAGGCGUACUACAGAUACUACAGCAGCAUCGGACACACUGAGGGGCUCUAUGAGAUCGACAAGCUCCGGAUGCUCUACCAGCAGAUGAGGUACCUCGAGCAUGCCUAUGGCCCAAACGCCUCUUAUUUCCAGAGCAAACUGGGUGUGCCGAUGAUCAUGUGCGACCCAGUCACAGACAAGAGGUGCAAAUACGCUCCUCCUCCACCGCCUCCGAUGAAAGGAGUCCCAAAGCCCACAGAUAUUCCGUUGACCCCACCUCCUCUUCCUCCUGCUCCAGCCAUUUCCCAGGCGGAUGUGCUUUUCCUGUGCAACAGCAAGGACCCCCUCUGCAAGCCGCACAUUGUCUACUUGCCCACUGGUGCCGUUCCAGUACUCUGCGACCCUCGUUACCACCCCCACUGUACUCCCCAGAAAGCCCCUCCACCCCCUAUGGUGGUUCCUAAGCAACCUCAUCCAAAGAAGUUGCCCCUGUCUCCACCGGUUUUGGUCAAAAAGUCUCCUCCUCCGGCCCCCAUCCGCAUCUUCAAGGGUAUGGAGUAUGACUGUGACCCCUACUGGGACCCCGACUGCCUGAUUGACAAUCCUCCAAGACCUAUCAAGGGGAAAGUUGUGGGGCCCCCACCACCACCUCCUCCACCUGAGGAGGAAGAAGCAGAGGAGGAACCUGUAGAGGAGCCAGCACCUCCUCCUCACAAAGAGAAGAAACUGAACUUCUACCCUUAUCCUUACUACCAUCCCCACUCUUAUGACCCCAGGGAUGACCUAUAUGACCAGGCCCGGUUCCGGUACCCUCAGCCAGCUGAUGCUGCCGACGAGCCUGCUGAGGAGGGCAAGUGAGGGGUUCUCAAAGAGCCUGAGAAAUGAUGUCUGUUUCCAUGGACUUUGACUGAAACGUUCAUCUACCGUCAAAGAAAUGUGCAAAAAACCAAAUGAUGUGUUGCUGUGAUUAAAAAGACGUCUAAUUGUAUUUAUAAUCACUUUCACAAUGUAAAAAAGCUGUUUUCAGCCAAUGUCUUAGUAAUGAGGCAAUAAAACGAGAUAUUUGGUUAUCAGA
This is a messenger RNA of Girardinichthys multiradiatus, 2439 nucleotides long. It is a transcript of the gene and3, whose product is annotated as actinodin3. The record is from RefSeq and is a predicted model, not a curated record. The transcript is spliced from 5 exons. NCBI's taxonomy places the organism in Eukaryota, Metazoa, Chordata, Actinopteri, Cyprinodontiformes, Goodeidae. The coding region runs from base 1170 to 2222 and encodes 350 amino acids.